Messenger RNA from Darwinula stevensoni, 705 nucleotides. Lineage: Eukaryota; Metazoa; Arthropoda; Ostracoda; Podocopida; Darwinulidae. The record is from the annotation of a GenBank genome assembly.
GGUAAGGCUGAUGCAGGUGAAGUGAUAGAUGAUACUAAAGAUACCAAAACAGGGCUUUCUAUCAUCUCUAUCUAUGGGAAAAAGAAAAAACCAUCAUCAGAAGACCUCAAAGAUGUGGACAUUGUGGUAUUUGACAUCCAGGAUGUAGGUGAGUAUGCCAAAAUGAUCAAUGGUGAGGGUUGGUUGCCCAAUAAAGCCAUAUGCGACCUGACAGUCAUCGAAUGUAAAAACUAUACUCAUGACACAUUUUAUGAAUUGCCAGUAAAACCCAGCCCCAAUCUUCCAAAUAUAAGAUCAAUUUUAUUGUAUCCUUCUGUGUGCUUUUUUGAAGGUACCACCUUAAGCUUAGGUAGAGGCACAGAAAAACAAUUUCAGGUCAUCGGCCACCCAUCAUUAAAAUCAGACUUUUCAUUUACCCCAAUGCCCAAUGAAGGCGCCAAGGAACCACCACUGAAAGGUGAAAAAUGUUAUGGCACAGAUCUAAGUAAUAUUACAACAGGAAGUAUCAUCAAAGACAAAAGGAUUAACCUCAGCUACCUGAUUGAUUAUCAUAAUAAGAUGAAAAGUGCUAAUCAGAAAUUUUUCCUUGAUAACAACUUCAUUGACAAACUUGCAGGCAGCGCCCAGUUGAGAAAACAAAUACUGGCGGGCAAGAGUGAAGAAGAAAUCAGGAUGACGUGGAAACCCGGAUUGGAAAAAUUUAUG